UGAGCAUAAGCAUACAAGAAAAGAUUAGAAAAAAUGAAAGCACUAAGAUUAUUAUUUGCUGUUAAAACAUCAAUCUGCACCAACCACCGAUCUCAUUUCUAUUUUCUAAAUCACAAUCGAAAUUAUGAUUUGUUUCCACCCCCACAUAAAAUCUUGAAUCAUUGUUUUAGAAAGCACAAAUUUUUAUCAUGUUACAAGCAUAAAAGUAGGUCAUAUUCGUCAUCUUCAAAACAAGAUUCAUCAUUUCCUAGUGGUAUCGACCCCAUAAAUAUAGCGUCCACUCUUACAUCCCCUGAUGGUGUCUCUGCAAUUGAUGCGGGUAAUUCGUUGCGAAAACCGAUUAGUUUGUGGCCAGGAAUGUACCAUUCUCCGGUCACAAAUGCUUUAUGGCAGGCCAGGUCCUUUAUUUUUGAUAACCCUUUGAGUGCCACCACUGCUGAUGAUGUUAGUAAAACUCCGACUCAUAGCCGGACCACUAUUCUGUACCCUUUUUCGACCGAUUAUAUAUUAAGAGAACAGUAUCGGAAUCCUUGGAAUGGGAUUCGGGUUGGUAAGUUGCUUGAGGAUCUUGAUGCAUUAGCCGGUACCAUUUCGUUUAAACACUGCUUCAAUCAUGCCGGCAUGGCCGAUUCCUUGUUGCUGGUGACUGCUUCUGUGGACAAAAUGGUUAUUAAAAAACCGAUUUUGGUGGACAGUGAUUUGAAGAUAGUCGGAGCCGUUACUUGGGUUGGUCGAUCAUCUAUGGAAAUUCAACUAGAAGUCCUUCAGUCCACUAAAGAAACAUCUGAUCCUCUAGACUCACAAGCUAUAAUUGCAAACUUCACUUUUGUGGCACGUGACUCGAAGACAGGAAAGUCAGCGGUGAUUAACAAAAUCACACCUGAGACUGAACAAGAAAAGUUGCUUUGGAGAGAAGCAGAAGAGAGGAACAAAGCACGAAAAAAUAAAAGAUUACAACAAAAGAAGGAAAUUGAUAAUGAUCAGGAAUCAGAGAGACUCAAUGCGUUGUUGGCUGAGGGCCGUGUGUUUAGUGAUAUGCCAGCGUUGGCAGAUAGGGACAGCAUUCUUAUAAAAGAUACAUGUUUACAAAACUCGUUGGUAUGCCAGCCACAGCAAAGGAAUACCCAUGGCAGAAUAUUUGGAGGAUUUCUUAUGAGAAGAGCUUUCGAGCUGGGUUUUGCUACAGCUUAUGCCUUUGCUGGCAGUGCACCACUGUUUCUUGAGGUUGAUCAUGUUGAUUUCUUGAAACCAGUGGAUGUUGGAAACUUUUUGCGGUUCAAGUCAUGUGUUCUGUAUACAGAACUUGAGAACCCAGAGCAACCACUGAUCAAUGUGGAAGUUGUGGCUCAUGUGACUCGGCCUGAGCUCAGAUCUGCAGAGGUAUCCAACAAGUUUUACUUCACAUUCUCAACCAGCUCGGAUGAUAUAACAAGCGGUAAGAUACGUAGUGUUGUUCCUGCUACGGAGGAGGAGGCACGCCGAGUGAUUGAACGCAUGGAUGCUGAGAAAUGUUGAGCGGCUGCUUAGUGUAACUAUUUCUGUUUCUUGGAAAUCAAUCUUGUAAAUUUUGUUGAUCGCAAUUUAAACACUAAGAUUGAGCAUGUAAAAUACAAACUAAAGGCGACUGUUAAUUGCUGCAUGAAAAUGAAUAUUAUCGAUUUUUAAUGGAA
Messenger RNA from Erigeron canadensis, 1670 nucleotides. Its product is annotated as acyl-coenzyme A thioesterase 2, chloroplastic-like. The record is from RefSeq and is a predicted model, not a curated record. Gene Ontology annotation, biological process: acyl-CoA metabolic process. NCBI's taxonomy places the organism in Eukaryota, Viridiplantae, Streptophyta, Magnoliopsida, Asterales, Asteraceae. The transcript has 5 exons. Gene Ontology annotation, molecular function: fatty acyl-CoA hydrolase activity. The coding region runs from base 34 to 1515 and encodes 493 amino acids.